Aspergillus ochraceoroseus IBT 24754 is the source of this 997-nucleotide messenger RNA. Its product is annotated as carbon-nitrogen hydrolase family protein. The record is from RefSeq and is a predicted model, not a curated record. Lineage: Eukaryota; Fungi; Ascomycota; Eurotiomycetes; Eurotiales; Aspergillaceae. The transcript is spliced from 4 exons. The coding region runs from base 23 to 916 and encodes 297 amino acids. Gene Ontology annotation, molecular function: hydrolase activity, acting on carbon-nitrogen (but not peptide) bonds, in linear amides.
AGAAACAUCCAGGGACGAAACAAUGGCACCAACUCGUCGAGUCGCUGUAAUUCAGUGGUCCAUCAAGGACCUGGCAGUCGAGGAAAACCACACCAAGGCAUGCGGCUAUAUUCGGUCUGCUGCCGCCCAGGGCGCUGAACUGGCUGUUUUGCCCGAAUAUCACCUCAAUGGCUGGGCGCCCGCAGACCCGUUAUAUGCCUUACAAGCAGGCCAAACCGCCCAGUACCUCACUGCAUACCGGUCCCUAGCUAAGGAACUCAACAUCUGCCUUGUCCCAGGGACAAUUGUCGAAAAGCAUUCCUCCUCCUCUUCUUCUUCUACUGCCACUUCAGAACAAGAGGUAGACGGGACAGUCCUCUAUAACACAGCAUACUUCAUUUCCAACAACGGCGAGAUCCUCGGCCGCUACAGAAAGAAAAACAUCUGGCAUCCCGAACGGGCGUAUCUGACGUCUUCGGGCGCAGAACCCCACGAGGUGUUCGACACCCCGAUCGGCAAAGUCGGCAUGCUAAUCUGUUGGGAUUUGGCCUUCCCCGAGGCGUUUCGCGAGUUGAUUGCGCAUGGUGCAGAGGUGGUGAUUAUUCCGACUUACUGGGGUCGCUUUGACGCAUCGCCCGAGUCUCUGUUGCGAAAUCAAAACUGCGAAGCGCUGUUCCUUGAGUCUACGCUUACAUCGCGGUGCUUUGAGAACACAUGCGGAAUCAUCUUUGCGAAUGUCUCGGGUACGGAGACGACCCUGGGACUAUCGCGUGUGACUCUGCCGAUUGUUGGGUCUGUCGGUCAACUGGGGAAUGAAGAGGGGUUGCUGGUUGCUGAGAUGGAUUUGGGGUUGUUGAAGAUGGCAGAAGAUAAUUAUAAAGUGAGAUAUGACCUGGCGCGAGAGGGAUGGCAUUAUAAAUAUAGACAUUCUACUUGAAACAUACAUAUGUUAGCGGCAAUUCAAUACAUACAUAUGAUAAUGCAACUACUUCCAGUAUGUAUGUAUCUGAAUGUACCA